AUGGCUAACUACGCGGUUGAUUCUUAUUUUAUAGAUGUCCAAAAUGGCGACUCAGCUCUUCACGUCCUUCGUCACAUCAAUGGCAACCAAUUCACCUCUCAAGCAGCGGUCCUGGUCGACGGUGGAAGGGCGAUCUACGCCGACAGCGUCCUCAAAUGGAUUCAAUUCGCCCGAGCUCAGUAUCACAAUUCUUUGCUUAUUACUUCCAUCGUGAUUACACACUGGGAUGACGAUCACUACGGCGGAAUUAUGGAACUCCUCCUCCGAGAAUCACUACAACUCUACUGCGCUGACAACGUCGUGAUGUACAUGCCGUCCUUAGGAUGCGAGGAGAAACUUACAUCACUUGGAUUUAAGCUCGGCUUUGACUUACAUGGGAACCAAGUUCUUUAUCGCGUGGAAGGUCAAACGUCAAUAGAGAUCUGCUACGUCAAGUUGGGUACCCAGUGUCUUGGCUUCGACCUCUUUUCGGGAUCAUUGCAGACUGCACCUGCUACGACAAAAUCCCUUGCAGACGUCUAUAACUCUCAUACGUGUAUUUUAGAUACAAACUCAACCCCUAUUUUGCUGUGUUUUGCAGUGGAUGGCCUCAUUUUGGGCAAUGAUGCACUUGGGCAGCAGGGCCAACCACAGCCAAACCCUGCUAACCGCAACGACUCUUCUAUCGCACUCAUAGCGAUUUGGCCGUUGGUCAACAACGAGCCACGAAUAUCUCUAUAUUCUGCAGGUGACUCUUCGAAAAAACAGGAAACCGAUCUAUUUACCUGGCUUCACCUUGGAGUCUACGGAUAUCCUCCCAUUGACGUGGCAAAGCUAAGCCAUCAUGGAGCAAGCACAUCUACGCCAGUAGGGAUUGGGGCAUUCAAAGUUCAGUAUAUGUAUAUCUCAGCUGGGCGUGCCUAUGGCCAUCCAACAGCAUCUACAUUGGCACUGGUCAUGGCAUAUGCUUCCUACUUGAACUCGCAAGGACUGCUGGGACCUCGCAUCCUAGCCUCGAGUGAUCCCUAUUGGCUUAGAUGGAAUGUCCCGCGGCUCAAUCUUUUGAAACUACUGAGCUUUAGUCCAGGGUCUCAGGAGCUACGCCGCGAUGUCUUCACGAUCUCGGGUGAUGAUCUUUUCGCAGAAUGGUUUGGCAAUGAGGAUUUCUUGACAAAUGUCAAGGACUUUUGGUGUCUGAAUAAUGGCCUGACAGAAGGUAACGUUAAUUAUCUUGAGAAUGAAUAUUUGGAAACGUAUGGGAGAAAUACCCUUAUGGUUGACUGUCCGUUUCCACAUUCAGUUCCAGCUUUAGAGGCAAAAUGGAAUGUCAUGUCGAAAGAAGGGGUAGCCAAGAGACUUUUACAAGAGGUUAUGGCCUUUGUCGUUAAUCAACUUCGGAAUAUCUGGGACGAAGUCGGUUGGGGGCGUUCUGGGGGAUGCCUAUGCAUUGAGGCGACUGAGCAAGGAGUUUUCCCCGAGGAAGAGAUCAGACGAGGGAACAUAACGAUGGCUAUAAUCCCUUUUGAUGAUGCUCCAGCAGGCGGAGGGAUGGAAAUUGAGUCUGACGAUCAGCCAGAAGUCGGAUUCAUGGAAUUCACUAAUUUCCUAGCAGCAAUGCCACCUACACCGACUCUUUCCAAGGCUGAAAAAUGGCUGUAUUCAUUUCUUGGGGCGGAUUUGGCCAUACAAAAGGCUAGCGAUGGAUCUCUAAACGCCGUUGCGCUUAGUAGUACACAGGGCCAGCUUUGCUCAUGGCUGCAAACUAGCUUUGGCUUUACUGUGACUGCGAACUUCACUGGGCAAUUUGACGCGACGACAAGCAAAGUUAUCUCAUUGGAUUUGCUGGCAAUAAAGGCUUCUAUUGCUCCAUCAUCGUCUGGUAGCGAUGCCUUCGCCUUGUUCAUCAACACUGGGACCGAGGCAUACCAGGCGCAAUUCAACGGUCUGGCGACUUUACCUUCAACUGGCUCCGGAUUCUAUAAGAAUCUUGGGACCGGCGGAGGCUUUGUGUUUGCCGUUGAUGAGACUCUUACAACAGGUACUACGGACUUGAACGCCUUUCUAUCACUAUUUGGAUUUUCUUCAAACGCCUUCGUCGGGGCAUUCCUAAAUCAGGAGCAACUUACGCUCAGGACCUCGACGUCGGAUAGGCCUUCAAGAUCAGGAAUUUGGAUGAUCCCGGACUCGAGAAUUAAGAUGUAUUUUCGCCUCGAGAUGAUCCUAGCUUCACAUUCGACAAUUCAGUCAACACUGAAUAGCCUACUCCCUAAAGCUGGCUUCUCAGUAACAGAUGUAGUUUUAUGGGGCAGCACAAACAAUCAGACUCCAAGAAUGUCCAUACUGCCCGGUAAAACGAUGACGUCGAAACAGAGCGUUGUCGGUAUCGACUCAACUAUUCAAACCACUAUCAAUGGAACAGAAACGCCAUUUCCCUCCUCUAUCGUGUUUUCCAAGGCCUCCGUGGAGCUGCAAGUCCGCACUACUGGCUUCGAUAUUGACACUAUCUUCACUUGGAUAGAGAGCAUCAUCGAUACACCCGACACAUCCACUUCUAAAACUGCUGCGCCAUCUAGUUCAGACAUUUCUAGCACAGUUCAGGGGAUUUUGCAAGAAUUCUGUCACGAUUUCAAGAUUGUGGCCGUUCGGUUUGUUGUCAAGUCUGCAAGUGGAAAAGGACUGUCGCUGGCAAAGUGCUGCGUCGACUUUCAGGUCAGCCUCAACAUCAAAGCGCCUGCUACAUCCGGGACCGUUGAAACACCCAAAAAGCUCUCUACACCUGCUACUCCAGUAACAGAGACAGUUACCGCCAGCCCCUCUGUUACUGUCACGCCUCCAAGCACGAUUCCUAUCUUGUUCGAACUUGAGUGGUCACCUGGCUCGUACUUAUUGUCAGGAGCUCUUCCUCUGAGCAGCCCCAAUUCACUACCUUUUCAAUUGGAUCCUACAGCCGAGUGGGUAGAUCAGCCCUCAUUGAAUGCUUUGCCGCCCACGAACUCGACAAUAUCAAUCUCAUCCUUGCUAGAUAUUCUACCAUCCAGCUACCCAGCUGGUGUACCAGACGUAAUUACAGAGGCCGAGAUUACGCUUCAAAAGUCCACUACAUCAACCAAUUUGACUUUGGCUGGUUCGGUCGUUUGUAUCGAGGCUCAGCCUGGAACAAACACAACUGAUGUUCCUGCGCUAUCAUUCAAUAUACUGGACAUCGUUCUGGAGAUUGGUUCAGCUUCAAAGUCGCUAGCCCUGUCCGGAGGAGUAUCCCUUCAAGGCCCGGGAGAUGAAUUUGACGAAAACAAUUGGUCCAGCCUUGGUGUUGAUCUCGCUUACAGCAGCGGCGAUGGUACCUGGAGCGUCUCGGCAUCCGCGUACAAUGUUUCACUCGCCAACUUGUACUCCCUCUUUGCUGCUGACUCGCGCAGCGCCAUUGCGGACGUCUUCUCGGGAAUCAACAUUCUCGAUACGACUCUGACGUACAUCUAUGAAAAGGCUCAGCCCAGCCAGCUAACCAUGUUGGCAGAGUUCUUGCUGGGGCCAGUACUAUUAAGCCUUAAGUACCAACAUUCGAAUGGAAGUGUAUGGACAUUUGCUGCCGGUAUUAGCAAGUAUAACCCUACGGCAACGACAGAAACGUCUACUUUAGGGGAGCUUUUGUCCGAUCUACUUGGAGAGAACGAGGCAUUGCCUGACUUCAUUAGCAAUCUCACUAUUCCCCUGAGCGACAUCAGCAUUAAUCUCCUCUGCGAGAGCAUUGACGGCUCAAAGGAGAUGGGAAAGGCUGUACUCUUCUCACUCGACCUCAAAAUCGGAAACAUGGACGUUAAAUUUGCUCAGAUACGACCACUUCAUGCAGCAGACGCAACGCCUGGAUCAGAGCCCAGCAACACAUCCGACCCGAAGGGCAAAAGCAACGAGGAUACGAGUGACUCUGGCUCUCAACCCAGUAAGACUACCAAAGCGCCUCCAGCCAAGAUUCUACGGUUUUCACUUCCCCAAAUACCUGACGUUAGCGAUGUCCCAGUCGUCGGUACUCUUGCACCACCAGUUGACGAAGUUGCGGUGCUCUGGACGAACAGAGACAUAACGAUGUAUGAGGCCACGGCGCUCGCACAAAAUGCCUUUAGCUCAGAUCUGCCACUUCUCUUCAACCAGUUCUCCCCUGAAGACAGCAACAUCAAGCCUGGUGACGUGAUUGCGCUGGCGAAGGGUUGCCAUCUACAGCUUGCUGCAACCAUACAAGGGAAGCAAAGUCUGCUCUUAGAUCACGUCGUAGGAGAGGCACAAACCAAAAGCCCAAAGAUUACGCCUUCGUCGCCAACGUCAUCGAAAGCACCCUCGAGAUCCAUUUCUCCAGCACCUUCUUUAAAAAAAGGGAAUCCAAGCAACAGUACAUCGCCAUCUUCAACUGUGGCUCCAAUGAGCAAGCAGGCUGGGCCCCUCUCUAUCAGUAGCGUGGCGUUGCAAAUGAGUAGUGAUUUCACAUCUAUCUCUUUGGUAUUCACAGCAACGCUACGUAUCGGUCCUCUUGACUUUACCCUUAUAGACCUUGGUUUAAGUUUGGACUUGACGAGCAUUAAAUCCUUCUCCAAUUUCUCGCAGCUUCGAUUCACACCAACUCUUAGUGGUCUUGCUCUCGCAAUUGAAAAAUCACCGAGCCUUGAAAUUGAGGGUUUGUUCGCCAAGGAAGUCGACAAGAAUAGCACUCGCUACGUCGGUGGUCUCAAGGCCAGUUUUGAGACAUGGGGAGCUUUGGCUGUUGGCAUGUACGAAGAAAACAAAACGUUUGAUGAUAUGUUCGCGUUUGUUCAUAUUCAAGGAUUGAUCGCAGAACUAGGAUGGGCCGAGAUCAAUGGGUUGUCUGCAGGCCUUGGGUACAACACGCAGUUGGUUCCGCCUGAUGCGGGAGAUAUCCAACAGUGGCCUUUCAUUGCCCUCAACCAUGCUGACCUGACACCCCAAAGCGACCUAGCAACUGAGCUCAAAUCAUUGAUGCAGCCAAGCUCGGGUACUGCUUACAUUCUCCCGCAGCAGGGUUCUUACUGGUUGGCGGUUGGCCUGACCGUGUUGGCCUUCAAGGUGUUGGAUAUUGAUGCCGUGCUCAGUGUUGAGAUGACCGACUCUGAUGAUUGCAUCAUCAACAUCACGGCCGAGGCUACAACUUAUUUUCCAAGCACAGGAGGUGAAGAAAAUGCAUUUAUUCUGAUUGAUGUUGGGGCAACCAUGACAUUUGACUCCGCUCAAGGUUACUUGAUUGCUCAAGCCGAACUGACACCCCUGUCAUAUGUUCUCAGCAAAGACUGCCAUUUGACUGGUGGGAUGGUUUAUGCAACUUGGGUCUCUCCGAGCCAGUAUGAAGGUGACUUUGUUGUAUCAAUCGGCGGCUUCAACCCCACAUACAAGCCUCCGUCAUAUUACCCUGCAGCGCCACCACGCCUUGGAAUAUCUUGGGCAUAUGACUCUGAUCUCAGUAUUCUUGGCCAGGCCUACUUUGCGGUGACUCCAGCCUGUCUGAUGGGCGGGGCAUGUCUCGAUGCUCGAUUUGACUGCGGUUGGUUAAAGGCAUCUUUCACAGCCUGGGCUGAUUUUUUUGUCCAACUACAUCCAUUUUGGUUUGACGUCCAUGUUGGUUUCAACUUUUCCGUCGAGGUUCAUUUGGGGUGGAGCAUCCUUGCGAUUAAUCUGGGUCCUUUGUCAUUCGGGGCUGACUUACAUCUCUGGGGCCCUUCAGUCUCGGGCACUGCUACAUUGCACUUCUGGUCCAUGUCCCAUACAAUCUCUUUCGGGUCUACAAGCUCUGGUGCCGCCCCUGCUAAGCUUGAUAUUGAUUCAUUCCUGGAAUUGGUCAGGAACCAGAGCAGCAGCAGCAGCGAUGGAGGUUCAGAUGACUACCUGUUUUCUAUCAACGCUGGUACUGUCUCGACAUCCUCACCGAUCAGCUCUACUGCAAUAACAACUACCACGACUAACGAAUCCACAAGCUCGAAGGUGCAGGUCCGUGGUGCGCAGCUAAACAUCAUUAUCAAGACAAGGGUUCCUAUUCUCAGCGCGACUUUCAAUGCGCCAAAAAGCAAGUCGUGCAGCACAAAUGGCACAGAUGUAGCAGACGACAGCGGCUCAACAUUGGUUGACUUGUAUGCGGCACCAAUGCAAUUGACAACUUCGUUCGAGCUGUCACAUCUGGCCGUGCAGCUAACGGGAAAUGCUGCGGGUUCCGAAAACGUCAAGCUUCUAUCUGUUCCAAUCACGACAAAGGUGCCUCCAACGCUUUGGGGUGUUUGCAAGUUUCCCGACUGCUAUUCUUAG
Fusarium tjaetaba is the source of this 6276-nucleotide messenger RNA. RefSeq lists its product as uncharacterized. The record is from RefSeq and is a predicted model, not a curated record. Lineage: Eukaryota; Fungi; Ascomycota; Sordariomycetes; Hypocreales; Nectriaceae. The coding region runs from base 1 to 6276 and encodes 2091 amino acids. The transcript has a single exon.